This is a messenger RNA of Strongylocentrotus purpuratus (purple sea urchin), 2319 nucleotides long. Its product is annotated as trichohyalin-like. Gene Ontology annotation, cellular component: BRCA1-BARD1 complex. The coding region runs from base 4 to 2319 and encodes 771 amino acids. The transcript has 5 exons. NCBI's taxonomy places the organism in Eukaryota, Metazoa, Echinodermata, Echinoidea, Camarodonta, Strongylocentrotidae. The record is from RefSeq and is a predicted model, not a curated record. Gene Ontology annotation, biological process: protein ubiquitination.
GUGAUGCUAUACAGCAAUCCAUCAUUUCUUAAGAGUUAUGAGCAAGAGAUUAAACAGGAAAGAGAAGCAGGGAAGAGGCACGAAGAAGAAAUCAGACAGCGAGAAGAAGAAAAGAAGUUCCUUCAAAGAAGAAUUGCAGACUUGAAGCAUGUACUCAACGAGUCCCGUGCAAGUCACAAAAGCAUAGUCAGUGAAAAUGCAAGCCUAAAAUAUACCAUGAGGGUUGAACAGGAAAGGCGUGAACAAAGUAAUAGGGCUAUGACUGAAAAUGCGGAAAAGAACAGGCAGAGGGAAAUAGAGUUGGAUGAGAAACUAAAAUCGAAGGAUCUGCGUAUCAAAACAAUGGCAGAAAACUUCACAAGAACAGAAAAGACGGCGAGCCUUAAGAUUGGGCGACUACAGUUCAACAGUGCAGAUAUGACGAAGAAAUUAAAGUCUAAGCAACAACGUGUAGACACCUUGACGGAAAUGCUGGAGGGGAGAGAGCGAAACGAGACGACCCUAAGACAGAAAGUUGAAGAAUUAGAGAAAGGAAGAGAGGAAGACAGAGCAAGAGGGGAGAAAGAAAAACGCUCAUUGGCUACAGAAAUGACGAAGAAACUCGAGUCUAAGCAACAACGCGUAGACGCUUUGACAGAAAUCUUAGGGGAGAAAGAGCGAAAUGAGACGACUCUAAAACAGCAGGUUGGAGAAUUAAAGAAAAGAAGAGAGGAAGACAAAGCAAGAGGGGAGAAAGAAAAACGCUCAUUGGCUGCAGAAAUGACGAAGAAACUCGAGUCUGUGCAACAUCGCGUAGACACUUUGACAGAAAUCGUAUGGGAGAAAGAGCGAAACGAGACGACUCUAAAACAGCAGGUUGGAGAAUUAAAGAAAGGAAGAGAGGAAGACAGAGCAAGAGGUGAGAGAGAAAAACGCUCAUUGGCUGCAGAAAUGACGAAGAAACUCGAGUCUAAGCAACAACGCGUAGACGCUUUGACAGAAAUCUUAGUUGAGAAAGAGCGAAAUGAGACGACUCUAAGGCAGCACGUUGAAGAUUUAAAGAAAGGAGGAGAGGAAGACAGAGCGCGAUUUGAGAACGAAAAACGGUCAGUAGAAUUAAGCUGGAAGAAGGGGCUUGACUAUAAGGAACAGAAUAUAGGGCAACUUGAGCGUGAGACCUGGAAGCUGAGAACCAAACUUCAACUAGAAAGUGAGAUACGAUCAGCAGAGCAUAAGAAGAAAGCAGAGACACAUCAAUGGAGUUUCAUUCCCUGGUUGACUUCUGGAAAACAAGCUCAGAGGGGAAUAACGUCCUCUGGAGAUAAUUCCAGGGGAGAAUUAGAUCAAUCAGAAAGGAGCAAUGCAUCACAAGCAGAGGAGGAACCAACCAAUGAUGAUUUUGCAAACAUCUUGAAGCAGAUAGCUGACGAUCUUUCCGAGGAGGCCAAGAUCGAUAGCUUGGGUAGUCAGCUAGGAAUUAUACAGGGUGACAUAGCGAGAGCUCUCAAGACCAACAUGAGAUACGAACAGGUCACCAGUAGAGGAACCCAUCUCAUGCUGAUACAAUGGAGAGAAGGUGUGUCCAGGGAAGAUGAGCGGAUCGAACUGAGGAGGGCGCUUGUGGCUGCUAAGUUGUUAGACCUUGCUAACCGUUAUGUCCCACAGGGAAAAAAAGAAGGAAAUACUGUGAACGGCCACCGUCUAGAAAUAGAAGAUUCUCGACAGCAUUCCGAGGUAGAUAACUCACCAUCAGCACAACGGUCCUCAGAAGGACAGACAAGCCCAAAGGAACCUACCGCACCAACUGGCAGGCCUCAUCUACACGGCCAGUCCUCCGAGAGCCACGGGGAGGAGGCGAGUGAAUGCGUGGACAAACUUUCUGAAGUAGUUUCAAACCACAGCACUGAUGGCGUACAUGGAACACACGGAGGAGGAUUGACAGGACAAGAACACCCUCAGAAAAUAGGAGAAGUGCCAGGGUCCUCAGGAGGACAGAACAAGACCAAUAAGCCUACAGCAACAACUAUCCAAACUCCUGACGACACGUCACCCAAGAACCAAAGGGAGGAGGCGAGUGAAGGCAUGGACCAACAUUCUGAAGAAUCAUCAAUCAACAAUAUCGCAGAUGAUGUACAAGAAACAUCCGUAGAUGUGUCUUCUAACGAGCCGUUCGAUGAGGGAACUAGCAUAUCGGAUGAAAGGGGUGUAGAAUAUACCACCAUUAACUAUGGCGACUUACUUUCUAAUAUCGCCUUGACCGAGACAUCUUCGGAGAAACUAUUGAUGCUUUUAUUCAUGAAAGUAAUCAUUGAUAUUCCUUUCAAGGAAUUCGGUAGAUAA